AAGAGGCGCCGCCUCCGCCGCCUCCUCUUCUUCCUCCUCCUCCUCCUCUUCCUCGUUCACCUCUCCUCUUUCCUCCUUCAGGUGGCGGCGUUGGCGGGGCUGCUCCUCCUGUCGCCGGUGAAGGGAGGCGGCGGCGCCGGCGCGACUCGCGCCAAAUAAGCGCCCGAGUCAGCGGAGCGCUGGGCGCCGGCGCGCGAAGAUGUUGCUCUCGCUGGUGCUGCACACUUACUCCAUGCGCUACGUGCUGCCCGGCGCCGUGAUGAUGGGCACCGCGCCCACCUACCUGCUGGCCUGGACAGCCUGGCGCCUCCUGUCCGCCUUGCUGCCCGCCCGCUUCUACCACCAGGUGGACGACCGGCUCUACACCCUCUACCAGAGCAUGGUCCUCUUCUUCUUCGAGAACUACACCGGCGUCCAGAUAAUCCUUUAUGGUGAUUUGCCAAAAACUAAAGAGAAUGUGAUAUAUAUAUCGAACCAUCAAUGUACAGUUGACUGGAUUAUAGCCAACAUGCUGGCCAUCAGGCAGAAUGCUCUUGGGCACGUUCGAUAUGUUUUGAAAGAUGGGUUAAAAUGGCUUCCUUUGUACGGGUGGUAUUUUGCUCAGCAUGGAGGAGUCUAUGUGAAACGAAGUGCCAAAUUUAAUGAGAAAGCAAUGAGGAACAAGUUGCAAGCCCAGACGAAAGCUAAGACACCGAUGUAUCUUGUGAUUUUUCCAGAGGGAACACGUUACAAUCCAGAGCUACCAAAAGUCAUUGCAGAUAGUCAAUCAUAUGCUGAGAAGGAAGGACUGGCAGUGUUGAAACAUGUUCUUACACCACGAGUGAAGGCUACUCAUGUUGCUGUUGAUUCAAUGAAGGACUAUUUGGAUGCCAUUUAUGAUGUUACAGUAGCAUAUGAAGGCACUGUGGAUCAAAAAGGACAAAGGAAAGUCUCACCAUCCAUGACAGACUUCCUUUGUAAGGAGUGUCCAAGAAUCCAUAUCUUUGUUGAUCGAAUUGAAUUAAAGGAUAUUCCAGAAGAACAGGUGUUUAUGAGAAGAUGGCUUCAUGAACGCUUUGAAAUCAAGGAUAAGCUGCUGAUAGAAUUCUAUGAUGCAAAAGAUUCUAAAAGAAGAAACAAAUUCCCUGGAAAAUGUGUUAAUUCAAAGCUAAGUCUCAAGAAAACUCUGCCAUCCUUACUGUUUUUAAGUGGCCUGACUGUUAGUAUGCUACUGACAGAAUCUGGAAGGAAACUUUACGUGAGAACAUGGAUAUACGGGACUUUAUUCGGCUGCCUGUGGAUAAGUGUUAAAGCAUAAGGAGAUUUUGCACUUGCUGUGAGUGGCGUUGCUGUCCUGUCUUGCACAUGGCAUCAGACUUUUUUCCUAAAUUUAUAAAGAAAAUGUAAAUAAAGCCUUAUUAAUGGAUCUUUGGAUGAAUUAGUACUUACGACCUAAAUCUGUUAUGGUCAGUGUGGAGAAUAUGUAUCUUUAAUUAUGCUCCUGGUUUUUUGAGAAAGCGCAGAUAACCAGACAAUUUAAUCUAGACAAUUUUUCCAUCAUGAACACAUAUCUGACUGCACUUGAUUGAACAGAAUAUGUGUUUAUAAAUAAAUAGCCUAAGUGGACCAGUGAAUGUAUUUGCUGAUAUUAUUUUAGGCAUAGGUAUUUAUCCCAAGACCAGAAUUUGUUGUUCUUUAUUUCUCUGCAGCAACUGUAUCACAGCUGUAUUGCAAACUGAACACCAAAGCUAAUCUAUUGUUUUUUUUCCUCAUUUAAUCCAGAUGUUUCUCACGUUUUCAACAACAAAAAAAUUAACAUGGAAAUGCAAUAAAAAGAGGAGGGUAUAUACUGUUUGGGGGAAAUGAUGUGUGGAAUGUUGUUUGUGUUAUAUUGCCAACUGCCUUCAUUUUUGUGUCCAGAAAUAUUCGUUUUUAAAUUUACAAGUUGCUGUUUUUAAAAAAAACACCCUGUGUUGGUGCGUAUAUGAUUAUAUAAGAGUAUGUCCAGAUUGAAGCUAGCUCAUUUCUAACCUUACCUGUGCUAGAUUUCCUGAAAUCUUUUGGAACAUGCUGGUAGAGCUGCUGGCUCAUAGUCUGUGUGCCAUAAACACCAGUAAACAUUCCAAAAUUUCCUGUUCCCUUAGGACUUACUUCACACAAGAUGUUUUGCCUACCUAGAAAUUGAUUAUCUUGUCAUAUCCUUUAUAUCAUGUUACUCAUGAAUACAGGUGGAUGUAUUUCUCUGACUAAACCAGUUGCAAACAAAGGUUAGGGUGGAAAAUGUCAUUUGUCAUCCCUGAAAUUACCCUGCACCACAUAGAACCAAGAGGAUGUGCACCAAAGUGAACAAUGCUGCUAUGCAGCUAAGAGCCUAUUUUAUAAUAAGGAAUAUCUAUGUGUUCAUGUCCAAGCAGAAAGCAUGUGCCUUUGCCUUCUGAUUAUGAAUUUAACGUGAUGAUUCAAAGUCUGAUCAUUAGGUAAUUAACUAUAAACCUAACUUUGGGGCAUUUCCAAAGCUUUCACAAGUAGGGUGCAUAUCUGAUGAACUGAAAAAACAUAACUCGAGGUAUGCAAUUUGUACUGUAGUGUAAUAGUGAGAUAUGCAUAUUCUAUUAUUAUUUUGCCUGUUUGAAAAUGCUUCUUGUCACUGGUUGGAGAUGUAUUACGAAAGCGUUACUGAUGUUAGGGGGCUAAUUCAACUGUAUGCAGUAGGGGAAGAAAUUAUCUUUCGUAUUAAUUAUUUCAUAUAAAAGAAAAAAGUCAUUGAGAAAAAAACCAAGAUUCUCCUGUCACAAUGGAAAAAGAUGAAAAUAUACGUUUAUCUUUUUGAAUUUUUCAUAUAUAAUUUCUGUUGGCUUUUAUGAGACUUGAAUUGUUUUAAGGCACAACAUGAACUACAAUGGUUGUGUUCUAGAUUUAUAUAAUAUUAAACGUGUUUGUUACUAAC
Pogona vitticeps (central bearded dragon) is the source of this 2926-nucleotide messenger RNA. Lineage: Eukaryota; Metazoa; Chordata; Lepidosauria; Squamata; Agamidae. The record is from RefSeq and is a predicted model, not a curated record.